GGCAGCACCUCCACCCCGCCACCCCGCCGCAAUGGUCUUGGCCCGGCUCCUGCCGUUCCUGUCGCUGUUGCUGCUGCUCGAGGUCCCCGAGGUGGCGCGCGCGUCCCCGCCAGGAGCGCUCCCCGAGGUGGCGGCCGCCUGCAAGGCUGGCGUCCUGUGCCCACGGGUGCCCGUCAAGAACCCGGACCCACAGCCUGUCAAUAUCAGCCUCUACUAUGAGUCACUGUGUGGUGGCUGCCGGGGAUUCCUGGUCCGCGAGCUCUUCCCCACAUGGCUGAUGGUCAUGGAGAUCAUCAAUGUCACUUUGGUGCCCUACGGGAACGCCCAGGAACAAAAUGUCAGCGGCAAGUGGGAGUUCACGUGCCAGCAUGGGGAGCGUGAGUGCUUUCUCAACAAGGUGGAGGCCUGCCUGCUGGACAAGCUGGAGAAGACUAUAGCCUUUCUAACCAUCGUCUGCAUGGAGGAAAUGGAUGACAUGGAAAAAAACCUGAAGCCCUGCCUGCAGAUCUAUGCCCCGGAGGUGUCCUCAGACACCAUCACAGAGUGCGCAACGGGGGACCGCGGCACACAGCUCAUGCAUGCCAAUGCCCAGCUGACAGAUGCUCUGCAGCCACCGCACCAGUAUGUGCCCUGGGUCGUCGUCAAUGGGAAGCCCAUGGGCCAACAGGACGAGCUCCUGAGCCUUGUUUGCCAUUUGUACCAGGGUGAGAAGCCAGAUGUCUGCCAAAUUGGAGCCAGGUCUCAGAGGGAAGUCUGUUUGCAGUGACUUCGGUGAAAACCCGGCUGCCCCCCUUUUUCUGAUCCCCACCUCACGGCACCUGGAAAACUUCUGUGUAUGAAGCCUUGACUCAGAAUCUCACCCCAAGGUUAAGAAUCUUGCCCCUCUGAGAAUGGUGCUAAAUUAAAACUCCUUAAAUAAA
Molecule: messenger RNA, 920 nt
Organism: Loxodonta africana (African savanna elephant)
Lineage: Eukaryota; Metazoa; Chordata; Mammalia; Proboscidea; Elephantidae
Gene: IFI30
Product: IFI30 lysosomal thiol reductase
Exons: 7
Coding region: 32-766 (244 amino acids)
Cellular component (GO): lysosome
Molecular function (GO): oxidoreductase activity, acting on a sulfur group of donors, disulfide as acceptor
Source: RefSeq, a predicted model, not a curated record